AUGGCGACUAAUUCACGACGCAGUCGGCUUUCCGACUACGGGAGCGCCCCAACCGACUCACACACCUUUCAACCAGGCCUCGGGAACUCCAUCUUUAAUUCCCCAGCAUCCGGGCCAUGGAACAACAAUACUGUUGGGCCUUUUGCGAACACUGGACGUGUGGUCGCACCCAAAGAUGCGAAAGAGUUCUUUGCCUCUGCCGGCUUGGGGAUACCUCCUGCUUUAGAAACCGCAGUCGGCCAUGAAGCCUGGCGCACUUCGUAUUGGGUUAUAGCCGAUUCCAAACAAGCGCGCACCCUUCCUGACACCGCGUCGCCUCGCGGCAGGUCAGAUGCCUCCCUGCACGACCCGAAUCAGAGGCAAAAGUUCUUCCACAGCCCUCCAGCCAUGACCCAGAGAGGUCCGAUCGGGUCCAAACCCACCACGGCAGCAGCCGUGGAUGGUUCGAAAGGCGCUUUCAAAUAUCCUCUCAAAUUUUCGAGCUAUGCCGAUGAAGGGGAAGACGGCCAGUCCUCGAACCAGAGUUUCGAACACCGAUUCGCCGCCCUACCGGCGUCAUUGAACGCAGUCGGGAGCGGCCCUUCCCGUAAAUCCAUUUCUGGCCUCGCCGAGCCAGACCUCCCUACUCAGGCGGAUUCGUUCAACGACUUCGCCUUCGGCAUUCCUACUCUACCGUCCAUGCACUCCCAACGACCGUCUAUCGACGAAUCCUCCCUUCCCACCCAUCCGGGUAUGGGAUCUUUUGACAAUGCGGCCCAAAACUUUCAAUUUAACCCAGUGUCACAACCGUGGGAUAAUGGAAAUGGGUAUGGCAAUGGUUUUGUGAAGGACGGGUACCCGAACGGCACGAGUCUCGAGAAGCGAGGCUCGAUAGCCGGUCGGAAUUCACCGGCUGGAAGCACAUACCGCAACGGUGGUAGCCUGAACAGUCCUAGGAGCUUCACGGGGGCCACGCAACCAAACCCCGAUGGAUGGUCGCGCCCGACAUCCCGGGACCCUGGAUUGGCAGCGGAGCUCGCGCGGCGAGGUCUUACCGAUCAAUUUGCCCAGCAUCCGGCAAGCGGAUUUUUUCCUAAUACCAUUUUUCCGCAGAAUUACCAACAGUAUCCGCCGCCAUACGCUGCAUACCUUGAGCCAGCACACAACGCGCACUUGGCGGGGUAUCCUGUCCCCACGCCCUACAGUUUCGCGCCUACCGGGGUUCCGACCCGUCCAGCCAGAGACCAGGAUCCGGGAAAGAGUCUCCGUAGUGUUCUACUCCAUGAGUUUAAACACAGUCCCAAAUCAAAAAAAUGGGAACUGAAGGAUAUUUGGAGUCACGUUGUAGAAUUCAGCGGAGACCAACAGGCCUCCCGCUUUAUCCAGCAGAAGCUUGAAACGGCCAACAGCGAUGAGCGCGAUCAGGUCUUUGCGGAAAUAGAGCCGAACGCAGUCCAGCUCAUGAAGGACGUCUUCGGCAACUACGUGAUGCAAAAGCUUUUUGAGUAUGGGGACCAGGUGCAGAAGAAAGUGUUGGCCAACGCCAUGAAGGGCAAGGUCGUCGACUUGUCGAUGCAGCCGUAUGCAUGCCGCGUCGUGCAAAAGGCUUUCGAGCAUAUUUUAGUUGACCAGCAAACCGAGCUGGUAAAGGAGUUAGAAUCGGAGGUCAUAAAGGUCGCCAAGGACCAACAUGGGAACCACGUGAUCCAGCAAGCUAUCGUGCUGGUACCUCGUGAGCAUAUCGACUGUAUGAUGGCCGGCUUGAACGGUCACAUUUACGAGCUCGCCGCCCACCAGUACGGCUGCCGUGUUGUCCAGAGGGUGCUGGAACGCGGAACUGAGACGGACAAGGCCGCCGUGAUGUCCGAACUGCACGACAGCGCCGAACUCCUCAUCACGGAUAUGUAUGGCAACUACGUCAUACAACAUGUCCUUGAAAAAGGGAGGCCCGAGGACCGCGGCCGCAUGAUUAGCGUGAUAACUCCUCAGCUUCUAACACUUUCGAGGCACAAGAAUGCCUCGAAUGUUGUCGAAAAAUGCAUUCUGCUUGGCACCCCCGAGGAACAGCGGUCGAUCCGGGAUCAACUUAUGGGCGACGAUGCAAACAAAAAACUGGUCAGGGCCCUUCAAGGUGAGGACCGGGCGGUGCUGGUCAAUAAACUGGCGUCCCACCUCCAAUCUCUCAGACAAUCAGGUGCGACCAAUAAGCAGAUUGAGGCCAUGGAUCGUCUGGUCGCGGAUUCACAAGCCCCGGCGUCUGUGGCUACCAGUCAUAGCCACAACUUCACACCGGCUUCCACGACCCCUACGUCGCCUGGUCUACACGUCGACGUUUCCUCUGUGGCGCCUACGCCCAACCUGACCAUGGACCCCAGUAGCCCUCUGAGCACUCCGUCUAGUGGCCCCCCAUACCUGAAUGGAGACACUAACGAGUCCAUGAGCGGCCAGCCAGCAGGAAAGGAAACCACUCAUAGCCAAUAG
Molecule: messenger RNA, 2460 nt
Organism: Chaetomium globosum CBS 148.51
Lineage: Eukaryota; Fungi; Ascomycota; Sordariomycetes; Sordariales; Chaetomiaceae
Exons: 6
Coding region: 1-2460 (819 amino acids)
Biological process (GO): nuclear-transcribed mRNA catabolic process, deadenylation-dependent decay
Cellular component (GO): cytoplasm
Molecular function (GO): mRNA 3'-UTR binding
Source: RefSeq, a predicted model, not a curated record